Condylostylus longicornis is the source of this 3073-nucleotide messenger RNA. RefSeq names its product ecotropic viral integration site 5 ortholog (gene Evi5). Lineage: Eukaryota; Metazoa; Arthropoda; Insecta; Diptera; Dolichopodidae. The record is from RefSeq and is a predicted model, not a curated record. The coding region runs from base 519 to 2765 and encodes 748 amino acids. The transcript has a single exon.
UAUUAUAGGGAACUUAGAUUGUGUUAAUUUUUAAAGAAUUUUUUUAUAUUGUGAUUAUAUUUAAUUGUAAUUUCUUUAAUUUAUUUCUUUUUAAAGAAAAAACCACAAACUAUUUGUUUUCUCAAAUGUAAAGUUAACUAUUCCAUUUCAACAUUCCUGACACAAUAAAAAAAAAAAUUUAAGUGUUUGAAUCUUCUAUGCCAUAUGGGAAUAAAGUAAAUUUUUUUACUUGUUGGAUGUUGACUGAAUGAUUACAUUCUUGCAUCAGCGUAUGAACAAAAGAAAAUUCAAUAUUGUAUUUUUUGUAUAUUAAAGUGCUAAAAUAUACGAUUUUUUUUACUUAAACAUUAUUUAUUGAAUAUAAACUUAUUUAUUUACGAGUUAAGUAUUUAUGCUUUUUUUUUUCUUGAUUUGCGGUUAUUGCGAAUAUAUUCCUCGUAAAAAGAAACAAAAACGAAGAAAAUAAGAGAAAGCAAAAAGAAAAAUAAACGCAAAAUGAUCUGUAAUUUUGGAGCAAAAUGAGUGCGGGUGAGUCUACUACUAAAGAAAAUUUAUCAUCAACUGAAGCAGAAUUACUAGCAAAGUUAGAAGCAGCUAAUAAAUUAAUUGAAAGCGAUGCCAAAAGCCUAAGUUCAAUGACUUCCACAAAUUCUACCCAUAGUAGAAAAAAUUCUAGUACCAGCCAAAUUGUGACAUCAUCGGCUGAAGAAGAUGUAUGGACUACAUGGUCAGCUAUUGUUAAUGACUGGGAAGGUAAUGUUAAAAGAAAAAAUUCAGCUAUACCAGAACUUGUACGUAAAGGUAUACCACGUCAUUUUAGACCAAUUGUUUGGCAAUUAUUAUGUGGUGCAUCAGAAAGUGAAAAAAAGAAAUAUGCUGAUUAUUUAAAGGCAACAUCAGCAUGUGAAAAAGUAAUACGUAGAGAUAUUGCACGUACUUAUCCUGAACAUGAUUUCUUUAAAGAGAAGGAUGGGUUUGGGCAAGAAGCAUUAUUUAAUGUUAUUAAAGCAUAUUCUAUACAUGAUCGUGAAGUUGGUUAUUGUCAAGGUUCAGCUUUUAUAGUUGGAUUACUCUUAAUGCAAAUGCCGGAAGAAGAAGCUUUUGCCGUUUUUGUUCAAAUUAUGCAACAGCACAAAAUGCGUGACAUGUUUAAACCAUCAAUGUCCGAAUUGGGUCUUUGCAUGUAUCAAUUAGAAAAUUUAGUUCAAGAUUUAUUACCAGAACUACAUAAUCAUUUUCAAACACAAGCAUUCCAAACUUCAAUGUAUGCGUCUAGCUGGUUUUUGACGCUAUUUACAACAAAUUUAAAUUUAAAUGUUAGCUGUCGUAUAAUGGAUAUAUUUUUAAGUGAAGGUAUGGAUUUUAUUUUUAAAUCAGCUUUAUCAUUAUUAACAAUAGGUAAAGAUGAUUUACUAUGUCUUGAUAUGGAAGCAAUGUUAAAAUAUUUUCAAAAGCAAUUACCUGAGAAAGUAGCUAACGACCCAGAAGCAUUUUUUUCAUUGACAAAUGAAAUAAAAAUUAAUUCGAAAAAAAUGAAGAAAUUUGAAAAAGAAUAUUUUGAUUUGAAGAAAAAAGAACAAGAAGAAAUGGUCGAAUUACGUCGAUUACGUAGCGAAAAUCGUUUAUUACUUAAACGAAAUGAACUUUUAGAAGCUGAAAGCGCUGAAUUAGCUGACAAAUUGGUAAAAGGACAAGUUUCCAGAGCUGAAGAAGAGGAAACCAGUUUUGCAGUUCAAAAUGAACUUCAUAUUCUUAGACGAAAUUACCUUGAAAUAUCGUAUCAAUUGGAAAACGCUAAUGAAGAAAUAAGAGCUUUAAGUUUAAGAUUACAAGAAAAUAAUAAUUCACAUCAAAGUUCAAUCGAUGAAUUAUGUAUUAAAGAAGAGGCACUAAAACAGCGUGAUGAAAUGGUUUCCUGUUUGCUCGAAGAAUUAGUAAAAGUAAGGCAAAGUUUAGCUGAAAAUGAAGAUCUUGUUAGAACAUUAAAAAUGAAAGUUGAAGAAUUAGAAGAAGAUAAAAAAACACUACGUGAAAUUACACCUGAAAAUUCUGUAGCACAUUUACAAGAUGAAUUAAUUGCAAGUAAAUUGAGGGAAGCCGAAGCAAGUUUAUCAUUAAAAGAUUUAAAACAACGUUUUCAGGAACUGAGUUCACAAUGGCAACGUCAACUGCAAGAGCAGAAAUCUGACGCAUCAAAUGAGAAUAAUUCGUCUGCUACUGCAAAGAAAUUAUUAUUUUGGGAUACAAAGUCAAAUGAAACACAAAAAUUAGAAGAAGAGUUAAUGACGACAAGAAUAAGGGAAAUGGAAACCUUAACUGAAUUAAAAGAAUUACGCUUAAGAGUAAUGGAACUUGAAACCCAAGUUCAAGUAUCAACAAACCAAUUGAGAAGGCAAGACGAGGAAAAUAAAAAAUUAAAAGAUGAAUUAGAACAAUCUAAAGGGCGUGAAAAAGAUUUAGGUAAUAAAACACGUGAACAACAGCAUAGAUAUUCUGAUUUAGAAUCACGUAUGAAAGAUGAAUUAAUGAACGUUAAAAUAAAAUAUACAGAACAAUCGCAAUUGGUCGCAGAAUUAAGACAAGAAAUUUCUAGAUUAGAGACAAAGAAUUCCGAGAUACUUGCCGAAGGUGAAUUACGUUCAAAUCUUAAUGAUGAAUCUGAUGAUAAAAUAAAUGAUUUAGAAGAUCGUAUCGAGGAUAUCAAAGCGGACCUUCCAACACCAAUUACUAGCCCUGAUAAUGAACCAUGGAAAUGGAUAAGUUAAAAUGUUUUUUUUAAUUUUUUUUAUUUUUAAUUAAAAAAUAUUUUUUAAAUAAAAGAAUGAAAAUGUUUAUGUUCAAUAGCAACACCAAAAAAAAAUCUGUCGUAUAUACUUAGCAAUGAAAAAAAAUGAAUUAUAAGCACUUUGGUUUUUCUUUUAAUUUUUUUAUGCUAUUGUCAAUGAAAAUUAAUGUUAUUCAGUAAAUAUUAAUGUAAGGGUUUUUUGUAUUAAUAUGAAAAAAAAAAUAAUAAAAAAUACCUAAUUAUUAAAAAGAAGUGGAAUAUUUUAUAUGUAAACUAAAAAUAAAAAGA